This is a messenger RNA of Candidozyma duobushaemuli, 2688 nucleotides long. RefSeq lists its product as uncharacterized. The transcript has a single exon. Gene Ontology annotation, molecular function: RNA binding; nuclease activity. The coding region runs from base 1 to 2688 and encodes 895 amino acids. Gene Ontology annotation, biological process: mRNA catabolic process; regulatory ncRNA-mediated gene silencing. Gene Ontology annotation, cellular component: RISC complex; nucleus; cytosol. Lineage: Eukaryota; Fungi; Ascomycota; Pichiomycetes; Serinales; Metschnikowiaceae. The record is from RefSeq and is a predicted model, not a curated record.
AUGGCCCAGACGCUCGCAGCGAAGGUCAAAAACGUCUUGAGUGGCGACACCGUGGUGCUUGUGCCCACGAAAACGGCCCAAUUCCCCGUGCCUGAGCGGACUUUGACCCUCCAGUACGUCAGAGGCGACUCCUUCUUGGCCAAGGAUUUCUUGCGCCAGUUGGUCAUUGGCAAGGAGGUGAAGUUUGAGGUUCUUUUCAAGAUGCCAAAUUCGGGCAAGGAGUUCGGCGACAUCCGGGCGCCCAUUUUCCUGUCGUUGAUUGAGUACUUGUUGGAAAAGGGCAUGGUCAAGCUCAAGGACAAUAUCCGUGUGGAGGAGGACACGGAGGUGGAGUUUGUGGACAGAUUGAGAAAGGCCGAGCUGGACGCGCAAACCAGGAAAGUGGGGAUCUGGGCGCCCAAGUUUGUUGAACCCGAGGUGGUGCCCUUGUCGGAGGACAUUGAAGCCAAAAAGGCAUUGCCUGCGAUUGUGGAGAAGGUGAUCAGUGGCGACCGUAUAGUGGGUCGUAUUUUGGUCAGCAAGAACAAGCACGUGGAGCAGCCGUUGCUUUUGGCCGGUAUCAAGACGCCCAGAACGGACGAUCCUUCUGCUUCUGUGGUGAAGGUGGCUCAGCAGGCCAAGCAGUUUGUGGAGGACCGUCUUUUGACGAAAGCCCAGAUCAAGGUGACGGUGAUUGGCCACAACCAGGCGGGCAUUCCGUUGGUGCUUGUGGAGCAUCCUUCUGGACACAGCAUCCACGAGAAGCUCUUGGAAAACGGCUUUGCUGAGGUUGUGGACUGGCAAUCGUCGCUCAUUGGAUCCGCCAUCAUGAGCGGCUUGCGUAAGGCCGAGCAGACCGCCAAAGCCUUGGGUAAAGGCCAAUUUGCGCUGGUUUCUGCUCCUGCUCCUAGUGCAAAGAGCUCCUCCAAGACAUUGAGACCCGGUGUGACAGUUGAAAACGUCACCAUCGCCAAAAUCGUCAACGGCGACACCUUCAACGUGCGUUUGCCCAGCGCCGAGGAAAUCACCGUGCAAUUGGCGUCGCUCAGAGCACCCAGACCUAAUGAUACCACCGUCACCUCCAACGCUCUGCAGCAACAGGCUUUGGUGCAAAUGGCCAGGGAGUACCUGAGGAGCUUGGCGAUCGGCAAAUCCGCCUCAAUGUACAUUGACGGGUUCAGAGGCGCUAACGAGGAGCUUGGCUUGGAUCUGCGGUUUUUGGUUUCGCUCAAGAUUGGUGGAAAAGACGUUUCUGAGCAGAUUGUGUCCCACGGUUUCGCCACGGUGAUCAAGCACAACAAGCAGACUGCGGGUGAGCGUUCCAUGAACUGGGACAGGCUCGUGGAGCUCGAGGAGGAGCAGAAGAAGCUCGGCAAGAAAGGUGUUUAUUUCAAUGGAGACAUUUCCAAGAUUCUCACCAUCGGCUCGAGAGUUGUGAACGCCUCGGAGAACGUGCAAAAGGCCAAGACGUUUUUCAACGGUUUCCAGAAAAAGGGCCGUAUCUCCGGUUUCUACGUGGAGUUCAUUCCUGGCGUGAACCGUGUGCGUUUGUAUAACCCCAAGGAGGGCACCAAGUUGACGUUGAUCUUGGGCGGCUUGUCCAACAGCAAGUCCCAGGAAUCCGGUGCCGAAGGUCUCGAGUACAUGAACAGAAAGUACUUGCAGAGAAACGUCGAGUUUGACGUCUACGAUACCGACAAGAUUGGCGGUUUCAUCGGCAACUUGUACGCCAAUGCCCAGGCCUUGAAGCCUGUGCAGAUUGAGCUUUUGGCCAGUGGUUUGGCCACGGUUCACGGUCUUGCGGUGAAUUCCAACAAGUACGGAGAUGAGCUCGAAAAAGCCGAGGAUUCAGCCAAAUCCGCCCACAAGGGUAUCUGGAAGGACUACGACGAAGCCAAAGCCCAAAACGAGGCCAACGAGGCCAGCGCCCGUUUGCAGCAGCUUAACUUGGAGGCCGCCAAACCCAAGUUUUUCGAUAUCGAGGUGGUGGAUAUCAGCACAUCGCAGGUUUUGUCGUACCACUUGAUCGACAGCGCCACAGCAGCCACAUUCACCCAGUUCAAGAAGGAGUUCAACGACUUCCACCUCCAGAACGCCAGCGCCAGCGCCAACCUGGCCGACUUGCCUGUCAAUUUGACCAAGGGCCCCCGGAAAAACGAAAUUGUGUCUGCUAAAUUCACCGAAAACGGCAAGUACUACCGUGCCAAGGUGUUGAACUACGACAGAAGCUCCAACAAGUACGAGGUGAAGCACGUGGACUUUGGCAACAUCGACAAGGUCGGAUUGGCCGACUUGCGGGCGCUUCCCAAGAAGUUUGGCGUUGACGUGAUCAAGCCUUUUGCACAUACCUUGAAGUUGCAAAAUAUCCUUUUACCUCCUACUCAGCCUAGAGACUAUUUGACCGAGGCCAUCUACGUUUUGGAGGAUUUGACGUUUGACAAGAAGCUCGUGCUUAGCGGUUUGCCCUCUGCCACUGUAGGUGUCGAGUUUGACGGUAUCUUGUACGAUGCUGAAAAAUCGCUCCAGGACCAAGGCUACACCAUCAACAAGCAGUUGGUUGAGGAAGGUUUCGGUAUUGUGGAAACCCGUGCACCUGCCCAUCUUAAGGACUACGUGGACGAGCUUGCUGCUGUGGAGAAGAAAGCCAAGAACGACCGUGUGGGUUGUUGGGAACUUGGUGAUAUCACCCAAGGUGAGGACGAUUUCUAG